AAUCUGUAUUGGUGUGAUUUGCAUAUGAGUUCUACUUCCUGGUACAGAGCCUGUUCAGCAACUUACCUGACAGGCAGAGAGAGGAAGGAGGAGAAACCCCAAAAAGGGAGUGACAACUCCAGGAGAAGAGGAGAGGCCAACCCCAAAAAGUCAAACUAUCUUCUUUGCCUACCUGGUCUGCUUUGGGGGUCAAGAAUGAGCAAGGCUUGAAGGGACACAUCAAGUCAUCUGUGCUGGAACACAUUGUUAUUCUUCUAAACUUGGCAAGAAAAUUAGCCAUGAAGAACAUGCAUUUUCUCAAAUUAAAUGCACGGGUUGUUGGACCAGAGAGCUGAACAGUUUGUACAGACUUCCCAGGAUUUCUUCAGAAUACUGAAAUGGCCUCUUUAAAAGGCACUGUGAUAGGUCGAAGCAUACCUGUUGAAGUUGAUGAAACUGAAACUUGGUCCCCAUUUCCAGAACGCUAUUUAGAAGAGAGACUGGAAUCUUCUGGUGAAAAUACAGAGUACUUGGUGCCCAUGAACUCUUACCCAUUGCAAGUGUCUUGUCAUUCAGUAGCUGGGCAGAAAAAUUUGUACAGGUUUCCUAGCCACGUAGAUUAUCACAAUGUUGCACUAGAAGAGUGUGGCUAUGAUCUUCAAAAACAAUGCCAGGAUUCUGGAAGGGGAAUGCCCCCUGGUGCAUCCAGUGAAUCAGCUGCCUCAUCAGAUUUUAAUAUUUUAUCUGUAGACAAAACAAACAAGCUGCUAAGGUCCCAAUCAUCAUCAAUGUCUCCUGAUACUGGGCACAAUUCUAGUAGCAUGCACAGAGGUUCAUCUGAAAUUUGUCAGAAUUCAUUUGAUGAAAGUCGAGAGACAGCAAAACCAAGUCAUACCCAGGACAAUAGACCGCCACGAGAGCUACCAACAAAAGAUGCAGGAUAUGACUCUCAGUCUCUGGAUGUAAUGGGGAUCAGGCAGCUAGAACAUCCACUGUCACUUAGAUCUGGGUUUAAUCUGCAAGACUUUCCAGGACCAUUGAUGCCGAGAGAAUUUCCACAGACAGGCCAUCAGCCAUAUCCUGUGUUCCAACUAAUGCCUCAUCCUAAUGCUUCCCCACAAGCUCAGUGGCAUUCUAGAUACAUUCCAGAUGACGUAUGCUGCCAGAAUCCAUAUGAGCAAACACCCUAUCAGCACUUUGUACAUCAACCUCAACAACAGCAUCCUAUCCCUGGCUCUUGCAUGAGAGGUGUCCAUCCUGCUUGGCAAAUAAUCCCAAAUUAUUCCAGUCCUUAUUCUCUCAAAUGCAAUGAAGAAGGACUUCCCCAAAGAGAAAUCUCUUCUCCAGAAGUUCACAGGUUACAUGACCAAUUACAGAAUCAGCUACUAGAUGGAAGAGUGUCAUCCAAUACAUAUGGUCCCUGUGAAGAUAUGAAUAGGUACCUGCCCAAUUGCAUGGCUCAGGUUACUAAACCUCCAUACCCAGCCGUUGUCCCAAGACCUCCAAGUAAUUCUGCAAUCAGGGGAACAUUGAGAACAAGUACUUUGCCAGAUGAAUUGCGUAAAGUCUUUAUAACCUAUUCUAUGGACACAGCUUUGGAGGUCAUGAAAUUUGUGAACUUUCUGUCUAUAAAUGGAUUUCAGACUGCAAUCGAUAUAUUUGAGGACACGGUUCGAGGUAUUGAUAUUAUUAAAUGGAUGGAACGAUACUUGAGUGAUAAGACAGUGAUGAUAAUCAUAGCAAUCAGUCCAAAAUACAAACGGGAUGUAGAAGGGGCUGAAUCCCAGCUGGACAAGGAUGAACAUGGCUUACAUACUAAGUACAUCCACAGGAUGAUGCAGAUUGAGUUUAUACAGCAAGGAAGCAUGAAUUUUCGAUUCAUUCCUGUGCUUUUUCCAAAUGCAAAAAAGGAACACGUCCCAACCUGGCUUCGGAAUACUCACAUAUACAACUGGCCCCAAAAGAAAAAGAACAUUCUGUUGCGGUUACUGAGGGAAGAGGAAUAUGUUGCACCUCCGAUAGGACCUUUGCCGACACUCCAGGUUGUGCCAUUAUGAAUGUACAUUAAAGUACACAUGAAACAAUUUGUGUAUUGCUUUGAUGGCUGGCAGCCAAGAUUUUCCUGGCUUCCUCUUCUAAGUGAUGAAAAGCAUAUGCUUUCUUUCUCUCCCUCUCCCUCCCCACCCCUGCUAAUAGAAUUGUCCUGGGUAAUGCAAGUCCAUGUGUUUUCCCUUGUCCUGAAUGUUUCCUUCUGUGACUUAUCAGGCACGCUACUUCUCUCUGUGUUUAAACAAACUGCAAAUGGAAAGAAUGUCCAGUCAUUUCUCUUCUGUUUCUAGCAAACAGUUUUCCAAGUCUGCAGCAGAGUGAGCAAAUAUUGUAAAUGAUAUUGCAGUAAGCAAAAAACUGCACUGUUGUUUGCUUUGAGUUUCUUUUGUUGCCAGCCAGAUGUUCUUGCAUUCUAUGAUGAUCUCCAACAGUCACUUUAUGUUCACAAUAAAGUAUUUGCCUUUCA
Heteronotia binoei (common prickly gecko) is the source of this 2494-nucleotide messenger RNA. RefSeq names its product TRAF3 interacting protein 2 (gene TRAF3IP2). NCBI's taxonomy places the organism in Eukaryota, Metazoa, Chordata, Lepidosauria, Squamata, Gekkonidae. The transcript is spliced from 11 exons. Gene Ontology annotation, biological process: positive regulation of canonical NF-kappaB signal transduction; humoral immune response. The coding region runs from base 378 to 2036 and encodes 552 amino acids. The record is from RefSeq and is a predicted model, not a curated record.